ACCCGAAGAUUCCUCUGACACGGUUUGGGACAAAACAGCAGAUAUGGCUUCCCGAUCUGAAGAGGAGCUCCACUGUUUGAUCUGCCUGGAUGUUUUCACCGAACCCGUCUCGCUUCCCUGCGAUCACAGCUUCUGCAGGAGCUGCAUCACCAGCUUCUGGGACUCCUGCGACGUCCAGCACUGUCCGCUGUGCAAGAAGACCAUCAGCAGAACCGCCCGGCUGAGAGUCAAACAGGAGUUCAGGGAUGAGGACGAGGACGAGGAUGAGGACGAGGACGAGGACGAGGACGAGGACGAGGAAGAGGACGAGGAUGAGGAUGAGGCGUUGAAAAAGGCGGGAGCUGCAGCUGCCGGCGCCGCUGCUCGGCCCUGGAAGGUUUCCUGCGACCUCUGCGAGUGUAAAGCUCUGAAGUCCUGCCUGGUUUGUCUGGUUUCCUACUGCAGCGAACACCUGCAGCCUCAUCUGUCGGCUCCGGCGCUGGAGUGGCACAAGCUGGUCGAGCCGGUGGCGUCGCUGAAGGUUCGGGCCUGCAGCAAACACAACAAGCUGAAGGACUUGUUCUGCAGGACCGAGCAGGUCUGCAUUUGUGCCGUGUGCAUGACGGACGAACACGCCACGCACGAAACCAUCGCUCUGGAGGAGGAGAGUAAGGAGAGGAGGGCCGAGGCGAAGCGAAGGAAAGCCAGAGUCGACCGCGAUGUGAGCGAGAAGAGCGCCGUGGAGGAGAUGGUGCAGCAGUCGAAGCUCAAGAGUCGACUCAGAGUGGAGAAGACGACGGCAGAAACCAAAAGGUGCUUCGCCGCUCUGGUUUCCUCGAUCGAGGCCAAAGCGGUGGAGCUGAUGGAGCUGCUGGAGGAGAAGCAGGAGGCAGCAGAGCAGAAGGCCGAAGAUGUGAUCCAACAGCUGCAGCUGGAGAUCGAUGAGAAACGCCGGAUCAGCGCCAGACUGGAAGAGCUCUCCAACAUCGAGGACGACUUCCAGCUGCUGCAGGAACUCCCGUCUGUUUCCUUGGACUCAACGAGCUUCGACACCACAGUCCAAACCUUCCUGCAUGUGGAGGCCGUGAGGAAGGCGGUGGCCAAGACCGAGGAGACGUUCAACCAGCAGAUGGAGAACGUCAUGAGAGACCUCGAAGAAGACGAACCAAUAGAUUCCCAAACUGUGUUCGACGACAAACUCGGGAGAAUCCAGCAGCAAUAUGCAACAACAGUGACUCUGGACGCCACCACGGCACACCCAUGUCUCAUCGUGUCCCUGGACAGGAUGCUAGUCAGGGACGUAACCGAGAAGACGAAGGUCCCCGACAACAUCUCCAGGUUCGACUGUCUCCACUACGUCCUGGGAAACAAGGGUUUCUCUUCUGGAAGGUUCUACUACGAAGUCAGACUCUACAAUGAGACCGGCUGGGAAGUCGGAGUGGUGAGAGAGUCCAUCGCCAAGAAAGGCACCGACUUGUCCCUCAGCCCCGAAAACGGAUGCUGGACGUUGGGUUCGUACUGGGGUCAGCUUCAGGCGAACGCCAACCCUCCCGUCGCCCUGCCCUCGUCCAAAGAGCUCGACAAGAUCGGCGUCUUUGUGGAUUACACAGAAGGGCUGGUUUCUUUCUACGACGUCGACACUCGGGUUCUGAUUUACUCCUUCACGGAGUGCGUCUUCGCAGUCAGAGCAGCUGUGAAAAAUGAAGAAGCACAGUGGGGUAUGUUCAGACGGUCGUGUUACACCUGCAACCCAGCAAAGACCAAGAUCUACCCGAUCUUCAGACCCAGCGUUUUCACUCUACGGAUCACUCCUGUCACUAGAGGACAGCAGUGAUCUGGGUUGUCAAGAUUUGGCCGUGUGCUGUGGAGACUUGCUAUAAUAGUUUUGUGGUCGUUGCCUUUAGUCGUAAAGCUGAUUUUAAGAUCCUUUUGAUUGGUUUAUAGAACCCUCAGGUUUUCUCUUAGUGGAUUUUCAAAUGAAGUGAGAAUAAGAACCUACAUUUUGUUACUGUGGUCUGUUGAACAUCCUUCCAGAAGACCCGAGAGUGUUCCUGUUUUUAAAGGCAAACUCAAGAUCUAACUUUUUAGUCAGGCUUCUAUAUGAUAUGAAUGAUUGGAUGGAUUUAAUGCAUUGAUUUCUCUCUUCAUUUCCUUAUUUACAUAUUUGGUCUAUUCAGUGUUCCAGUUAAUACUUUAUUUUUGUCUCACAAAAACUCCCUUGGUCUGCUUUUAUGAUGCUGUGACUUUCUCUAACUUUUUUUUUUUAUUGAUUUGUCCUUUUUCAUAAUGUCUUAUUGUGCAGGCUCGCCUUGCAUUUUGCUGCAUGUACUGUAUGAGCAUGUGACAAAUAAAAACUCUUGAAUAUUUAAAAU
This is a messenger RNA of Stegastes partitus (bicolor damselfish), 2351 nucleotides long. RefSeq names its product E3 ubiquitin-protein ligase TRIM21-like. Gene Ontology annotation, molecular function: protein binding; zinc ion binding. The record is from RefSeq and is a predicted model, not a curated record. Lineage: Eukaryota; Metazoa; Chordata; Actinopteri; Pomacentridae. The transcript is spliced from 3 exons. The coding region runs from base 44 to 1813 and encodes 589 amino acids.